GUUACGGGCACCUGGUGGUUUCCCGGUGGGACCUUCCGCAAAGAAGGGCUUCAUCUCGAACUUGUUGUCGAUCUCCUGCUGCUCGGUGGCUGUCUUUUUCACACCCGGAUGAAUCACUCAUGUUUCGAUGUGGUACGGGUAGUCUGUGCCGCAACCUGAGACAUCAGUUUUGCCGGUGACACUCGAACUUGUGGGUUGCUCGUGUCUUUCGCUGCUGGUGUCACUGUAGUCGAUCAAUGUGCAUUGAGCUGAGCACCUCCGCCUGAGGAUUUGUCCUCAGUCAAACCUUUUGAGUGUGGUAAUAGUGGCAUAAAAUGAAUCCAUUGACUUACUAGACGUAUACCUAAGCACCACAAGCAAAAGCAGCAAAAAGGCAAGCUGUCGUGGUUUUUCCCGAGUUGCGGCCUGUCGAGAUACUUGUGGGAUUGCAUAGCAGGAUGAAUUUCGGAGCGAGUGAGUAGAUUUGGUCGGUUUGCGAUUGUGGGUACUGCAUCGAAAUUACUAUCUGGUGAGGAAGUUUGGUGAGUGCAAUGUCUUUGGGAGAUCAGUCUUGACCGUGCACUCUGCGUUCCUUGUUCCGAAGAUUUCAAGCUUUAGGGCACAUAUUUCGUCCUCUCCGUCGUCUUCCCCAUUGUGUACGAGGAGGUUACCCUUAUCGACUGGAUUGGUGCAGAGCUCACAGGUGAUUGUGAAAAGUGAGCUCCUGCUGUCAACUUUUGUUUAGUUUCAAUGGACGGUUCAUCGGGGAACUCUCCUGCUGGGGUGAUAGAGAAACCGGAAACGAAGGAGAGAACUGAAGGCAAUGUGAAAGUGACAACGGGUGUGGGAAAUCCAGCAGCACUUCAUAAGAAGACUAGUAUGGUGCGUGCAGAUCUUGUCAACCUUGCGGAUUUAGACAUUGCUUUGAAUAGGGUUCAUAGCAAACUACCUAAUUCUGCAGAGGCAGCUAGUGCAGAACCUCCUGGUCCUGUGGAGGAAUGGGAGAUUAAUCCUCGAGAGAUCACUUUAAAGCAUAUGAUUGCUCGUGGCACUUUCGGGACGGUACACAAAGGAGUAUACAAUGGCCAGGAUGUCGCAGUGAAGCUACUUGAAUGGGGCGAGGAGAACACUAUGAAGAAAUCCGAGGUCCAAUAUUACAGAAACCAAUUCAGACAAGAGGUGGCUGUUUGGCAUAAGCUCGACCACCCUAACGUCACGAAGUUCAUCGGGGCAUCGAUGGGGAACUCGGAUUUGCGAAUCCCCUCAGCUGUGGACGGUGACGACGGAUUCCAUCAUGUGCCGAAUAAUGCCUGUUGUGUUGUCGUUGAGUUCCUUGCAGGCGGGACCCUGAAAGAUUUUCUCAUUCGCCACCGGCGGCGAAAACUCUCGUACAAAGUGGUGGUAGAACUCGCCUUGGAUGUGGCUCGAGGGCUCGCAUAUCUCCACUCUCAGAAGAUUGCUCAUCGUGAUGUGAAGACAGAGAACAUGUUGCUUGACAAACAAAGGAGAGUGAAAAUUGCCGACUUUGGAGUUGCAAGAGUGGAGGCUUCCAACCCCAAGGACAUGACUGGCGACACCGGCACUCCGGGAUACAUGGCUCCAGAGAUCCUUGACGGCAAGCCCUACAACAAGAAGUGCGAUGUGUACAGUUUUGGGAUCUGCCUGUGGGAGGUUUACUGUUGCGACAUGCCCUAUCUGAACCUUUCCUUUGCAGACAUGACUUCGGCUGUUGUGCAUCAGAACUUGAGACCCGAGAUGCCCAAGUGCUGCCCUAGUGGCCUUGCCGACAUUAUGAAGAGGUGUUGGGAUGCGAAUCCUGAGAAACGGCCUGCAAUGGCUGAUGUAGUGAAGAUGCUGGAAGCGCUGGACACCUCCAGAGGAGGAGGUAUGAUUCCUGCCGACGCUCAGCCGCAUGGAUGUCUCUGUUUUGGAAGAUACAAGGGCCCAUAGCAACUUCUUCUUCUCCUCCUGCUCCUCCUCCUCCCUCUUCUGCUUCUUCUUCUUCUUCUGCUGCUGUUGCUUCUUUUAUUAGACGUAGAAAAUGCAUGAUCAUAAUUAUGGAAGCAUUUUGUCUCCCCUGGUUUCGUUUCAAGCAUGGCUGCUUGACUUUGCAUCGUCAGAAACCUGGUGUAGAAACUAUAUUCCGUAUAAUUUAGCAGGAAAGUUUGUGCCCACAACGUUUUUAUGAUAAGCAAUUUGCUUUCUGUCGGAGUAGAAUCUUUCACCUUUGUAAUGUAACUAUUUGACUUGGAAGUCAUCGAUCACUUGUGUGCUCGAACCGGCCCUCUUUUUGGUUUCUCCUUU
Molecule: messenger RNA, 2283 nt
Organism: Physcomitrium patens
Lineage: Eukaryota; Viridiplantae; Streptophyta; Bryopsida; Funariales; Funariaceae
Product: serine/threonine-protein kinase 52
Biological process (GO): protein phosphorylation
Cellular component (GO): plasma membrane
Molecular function (GO): protein serine/threonine kinase activity; ATP binding
Source: RefSeq, a predicted model, not a curated record